Messenger RNA from Solanum verrucosum, 590 nucleotides. RefSeq lists its product as uncharacterized. Lineage: Eukaryota; Viridiplantae; Streptophyta; Magnoliopsida; Solanales; Solanaceae. The record is from RefSeq and is a predicted model, not a curated record. Bases 120 to 428 code for a protein of 102 amino acids. The transcript is spliced from 3 exons.
CUUAUUCUAUAAAAACAUAAUCCCAAACAACACAACUUCUCUCCAACAAAAAAAAAUUCUCCUCUUUCCCCUUAUAAAAUAGUUUCUUUAUAUUUAUUUUCCUUGUUCAUACUCUUACAAUGGAAUAUCACAAAGAGAAGAAGACUGGACCAUGGCUAUCUGUGCCACAAUUUGGACAUUGGGAUCAAAAGGGUGUCUACCCUGACUACUCAAUGGAUUUUUCUAAAAUAAGAGAAAAUAGGAAACAAAACAAAAAGGACUUAUCAAGAGCAAGUUUUGGAAAUGAGAAUGACCUCAUUUUCUCUACCAAAAGUGAUGCAAAUUCAGUUUACUUUCCCAACAGUAAUGAUCAUCAUUACCAUCAGAACCAAUCUUCAACUAGGAUGAGAAGGAUCUUUAGCUAUUUCAAUUGCUGUGGAAAAGCUUGAAGUUCAUGGAAUUGAUUUUUUCCAAUUUCCUUGUAAUGAAAAUAUAGUAAUUUGUGAUUUCUACCUAAGUUUUGAGUGACUUUUAUAAGAAAUAGGAAAAUGUUAUGAAUUUUGGAAAUUGUGGUGAUUGCUUAAUCAUACCAUCCUUUGCUUCUCUUGUGU